AAGCAGGGACCAAGACCCCAGGGGGAGGGUGGGGGAAGCGAGAGGUUUCGUGGGACUUGGUGCUCCAGGCAGAAGGAUGUCACAGCUGAGCCUGUCCUGGCUGGCACUGGGGCCACUGGCAGCCUCCCCGUGGCUCCUCCUGCUGCUGCUGGGGACCUCCUGGCUCCUGGCCCGAGUCCUGGCCUGGGCCUACACCUUCUAUGACAACUGCCGCCGCCUCCGAUGUUUCCCAGAGCCCCCAAAGCGGAACUGGUUGUUGGGUCACCUGGGUCUGGUGAAGACCAAUGAGGAGGGCUUGCAGCUGAUAGAGAAACUGGGCCACUACUUCCGUGACAUUCACCUUUGGUGGCUUGGACCCUUCUACCCUGUCCUGCGGCUCAUCCACCCUAAGUUCAUUGCCCCUCUGCUCCAGGCCCCAGCCACUGUUGCACCUAAGGAUAGACUUUUCUACAACUUCAUGAAGCCUUGGCUGGGGGAUGGGCUUCUGCUGAGUGCUGGUGACAAGUGGAGCCAUCACCGUCGUCUGCUGACACCUGCCUUCCACUUUGAAAUCUUGAAGCCCUACAUGAAGAUUUUCAACAAGAGUGCAGACAUCAUGCACGCCAAGUGGCAGCGCCUGGCCUCAGAGGGCAACACCCGUCUGGAUAUGUUUGAACACAUCAGCCUCAUGACACUGGACAGUCUGCAGAAAUGUGUCUUCGGUUUUGACAGCAAUUGCCAGGAGAAUCCCAGUGAAUAUAUUGCUGCCAUCUUGGAGCUCAGUGCCCUCGUGACAAAACGGAGCCAGCAGAUAUUCUUGCACAUGGAUUUCCUGUACCAACUCACCCCUGAUGGACGGCGCUUCCGCAGGGUUUGCAACCUGGUGCACAACUUCACGGACGCCGUCAUCCAGGAGCGGCGUCACACCCUCAUCAGUCAGGGUUCUCAUGACUUCCUCAAAGCCAAGGCUAAGACCAAGACUUUGGACUUCAUUGAUGUGCUCCUACUGGCCAAGGAUGAAGAUGGGAAGAAAUUAUCAGAUGAGGACAUCAGAGCUGAGGCUGAUACUUUCAUGUUCGAGGGCCAUGACACCACAGCCAGUGGCCUGUCCUGGGUCCUGUACAACCUCGCACGGCACCCAGAAUACCAGGAGCGCUGCCGGCAGGAGGUGCAACAGCUCCUGGGGGACCGGGAGCCUAAAGAGAUUGAAUGGGAGGACCUGGCCCAGCUACCCUUCCUGACCAUGUGCAUCAAGGAGAGUCUGCGCUUGCACCCUCCAGUCACGGUCAUCUCCCGCUGCUGUACCCAGGACAUUAUGCUGCCUGAUGGACGUGUCAUCCCCAAAGGAAACAUCUGUGUCAUCAGCAUCUUUGGAGUUCAUCACAACCCCUCAGUCUGGCCGGACCCUGAGGUAUACAACCCCUUCCGCUUCGACCCAGAAAUACCCCAGAAGAGGUCACCUCUGGCAUAUAUUCCCUUCUCUGUGGGGCCCAGGAACUGCAUCGGGCAGACGUUCGCCAUGGCCGAGAUGAAGGUGGUGCUGGCGCUCACGCUGCUGCGCUUCAGAGUCCUGCCUGACGAUGCGGAGCCGCGCAGGAAGCCCGAGCUGAUUCUGCGGGCAGAGGGCGGACUUUGGCUGCGGGUGCAGCCGCUGGGCACGGGCGCUCAGUGACACCCCCGGCCCCCCAUCACCGCCCUGACCCCACACACGUCCCUGUGCAGAGUCCCGGGGGAUGGGGUGGGAAACUGUGCUGUGACUGCUGCCCCAGCCUCCCUGCGGCCCCCCAGCGCGGGGGCGGGGCCGGUGGAGGGGGCCAAGGUUUCUCUGAGCCUGAGACCCUGUCUGCUUCUCCUGCCCACCACAGGGCCCCACGCUGAUUGCGGAUUUUCCUAGGGUCCAAGCAGGGGCUUUGUAGUGCGGGUAAUGGGGAAACAUGGCAGGUGUCUGAGCAGGAGAGGGACCAGAUUUAAGGAUGGGCUUUAAGAGUACAUUUGAGACUGAGUCACACAGGAGAACCCAUAGCAAUACUACACUCUGGCCACCCUAACCUCCGUUCUGAUCUCCUAAUAUACCCAGUCUUUCGUCACCUCUCAAUCUUUCCCAGUGUCCCUAUGGUCACUGUUACAAUGUCUCCUUAAAGAUGAGGAUCACCUUGCAUCCUGGGGACAAGACUGUUUAAGGAAAGUGGAGGGGGUACCUAGAAGCAGGCAGGGUCAGAUGACCCUGGAUCCACCACAGCCUGGACUUUGCUCCCCAAAUCACAACCCCAGUCUGCUAUUUGCUGACUGUUUAGCUCCAGGAACAUGGUGUCCCUCUCUGAGCCUCAGUUCCUUUAUUAACCAAUAGGGGCCACUUCAUGCCCUGUUGGGGGUCUGAAUAAGCAAGCACGUGCCACGUGACCCAGCCAUCGUCUGGUAGACUUCAGUCCUUAGUGAGGAUUCAUUUCCUCCCUUUCCCUUCUUUCUUGCAUCACGCUCCACAUUUUAAAUUUAAAAAAAAUCUUAAAAGUUAACUUUAAAUUUUGGGAAAUGUGGCACCCUGCUGUUAAAGGAGACUAUAAAACAAAACCCCCAAAAUGUUAAGAAAAAGAACAAAUGCUAAAAAAGAAAGCUAUCAGUAGAAGAUUCAGUAAUUUAAAAUAUCCAUUGUUACAUCUGAGAAGUUACAAGGAUCUUUGAUGCAAAGCUGGCCUGAAGCUAGGAACUGGGAAAAAACUCUUUUUUUCUCUCCCCUCCCCCCAGAGAUGCAUGGCCUGGACUCCAUUCUCACCCACCAGGGGUGUGCAACCUUUUGUUGUCUCUGGGCCACACUGGAAGAAGAGUUGUCUUGGGCCACACAUUAAACACACAGACACUAACAAAAACAAAAAAAAAAUCCCCAUGUUUUCAGCAAAUGUAGGAUUUUGUGUUGGGCUGCAUUCAUAGCCCUCCUGGGCCGCAUGCAGGCUGCUGGCCAUGGGUUGGACGCCCCUGGCCCCUAGUUGUUCCAGGACACGGAGGUCUCCUGGGUCUGCAGCAGCUGAGAGGAAGACAGAAGGGGGUCUCAAUUCUCUUCAUUAAUUUGGGUGUCUUUGUUUUUUUCUCAUGUGUGUCUUGAAGUUUUCAUCACAGACAUCCUGUACAUAUUUCGUUAGAUUUGUAACAGCCUGUGAACGUCUCUCCUGUGCCAUUGCCCCUUAGCAAGGAGGGGGAUCCAGGAGGGAAAAAAGCCAUGGGCUUGGGUCAGAGGGCCAGGGGCAAAGCCCAGCUUUGUAACUCUUCAGUGAUGUCACCUUGGGUGAGUAACUUGCCCUUUCUAAGCCUCCUGUUCCUUUCCGGUAAAACAGAAAUAAUAAAAGGCCAGUGGGGACUGGAAGAGCAA
Messenger RNA from Phyllostomus hastatus (greater spear-nosed bat), 3340 nucleotides. Its product is annotated as cytochrome P450 4F3-like. The transcript has 13 exons. The coding region runs from base 77 to 1651 and encodes 524 amino acids. The record is from RefSeq and is a predicted model, not a curated record. Gene Ontology annotation, molecular function: heme binding; iron ion binding; monooxygenase activity. Lineage: Eukaryota; Metazoa; Chordata; Mammalia; Chiroptera; Phyllostomidae.